Symbiodinium sp. CCMP2456 is the source of this 486-nucleotide messenger RNA. The record is from the annotation of a GenBank genome assembly. Lineage: Eukaryota; Dinophyceae; Suessiales; Symbiodiniaceae.
GGGGAGGCUGCUUUGGAGAAGACCGGUGCAGAGGAGCCGGCAGUGCUGAAGAAAGCCGAAGCGGAGGAGGAAAUGGAACGGUUCGAGGAAGAGGAGCAGCCCCAAGAGGAGGAGGAGGUGACUGAGAAGGUCCCGGCAAAGGAAGAGGCGGAGGAAGAAGCGACCACAGCUCUGACAGAGGAAAGUGCGCAUGUGAAUGAGGAGAGGCGGAGACAAGAGGACGAGGAGCAGGCUGUUGAGAAGGCCCGCGCAGAAGAGGAGCGACCACGAUUGGAGGAAAGGUUUCAAGAGGAAGAGGCGGCUCUUUCGAAUGGCCGCGCAGAACAAGAGGAAAGUGAGCACAUGGAGGAGGAGAGGCAGAAACAAGAGGAGGAGCAGGCUGUCAAAGAGGCCCGCACAGAAGAGGAGGAGAGGGCACGAUUCGAAGAAGAGAGGCUGCGACGAGAGGAAGAGGCAGCGCUCGAGAGGGCCUGCGCAGAGGAAGAG